Messenger RNA from Girardinichthys multiradiatus, 3367 nucleotides. It is a transcript of the gene pisd, whose product is annotated as phosphatidylserine decarboxylase. The record is from RefSeq and is a predicted model, not a curated record. The transcript is spliced from 11 exons. Gene Ontology annotation, biological process: phosphatidylethanolamine biosynthetic process. The coding region runs from base 29 to 1618 and encodes 529 amino acids. Gene Ontology annotation, cellular component: mitochondrion. Gene Ontology annotation, molecular function: phosphatidylserine decarboxylase activity. Lineage: Eukaryota; Metazoa; Chordata; Actinopteri; Cyprinodontiformes; Goodeidae.
GUAUCUGUUGACGUCACAUCCUAAGUAGAUGAUGAUGGCGGUUGCAGUGAGGUUGUGGAGCGGAGCUCUGAAGAUCAGCAGCAGAAUGUCAUUGCCGAGCUGCAGCCAGCACCGCAGCCUGAGCACCGGUCUUCGCCUCCUGCCCCGUCCCCGGCCAUUUCCACUUCUCAUUGUCACAGGAGGGUGUUACCUUGGUUACCAGCAGUACAAGAGGUGGGGCCAACAGGAUAAAGAGGCUGCACCCCAUUUAGCCACGCCCACACAGACUCAGAUCGUGGCCAGGGGGGCGGGGCCUGUCUGCAUUAACACCUCGCCAUCUGUCACCUCUUCCUCUUCUCCUGCUGCGUGCUUUCAUUCUCAGUGUGAUCAUGUGUCGUCGGCCUGCUCAGCUCCCGGUGCCGUCCUCGACGCGUGGCGCUCGUUCAUGGUGAGGUUUUUCUGCCCACCUCGGCAGGACCGAAGCCCCCUGCGGCAGGUGAGGCGGUGGCAGGGCGAGAGCCAGCGAGACACAGGAGGAGGAGGAGGUGGUGGAAGGAGGUUGAGGAACAGAGCUACUGGACGCUUAAGGCUUCGGGUGCCUCGUUUGGCCCUGCGUCACCGUCUGAGCGUGCUCAGUAAUGGCGUCUGUCGCCCUGCCACCUGGCACCGCAGGCCAUUUGCUUUCCUCGGCUUCAUCCUGUCUGUCAAUGCCCUGGCCAAUCGGGUGGCAUUGUAUCGCACUGUCCCAACCCGCCUCGUCUCUCGAACCUGGGGCCGUCUGAACAGGUUGGAUCUCCCCAUCUGGCUUCGUAAACCCAUCUACUCCUUGUAUAUAUGGACAUUUGGGGUCAACAUGCAGGAGGCAGCAGUUGAGGAUUUACAUCAUUACAAAAAUCUGGGGGAAUUUUUCCGUCGACGUCUCAAACCUGCAGUUCGACCAGUCUGUGCUGCUUCCUGCCUGACCUCUCCAGCUGAUGGGAAGAUCCUUCAUUUUGGUCGAGUGAAGAACUCUGAGGUGGAACAGGUGAAGGGAGUUACCUACAGUCUGGAGAACUUCUUGGGUCCACAGACAAAGCAAAGCAAAGACUUGUCCUCAUCCUCCUUCCAGGACCGCCUCUUAUUGUCUCCUGACAGCGAUCUGUUCCAUGUGGUGGUCUACCUGGCUCCAGGUGACUACCACUGCUUCCACUCCCCGACCGACUGGAAAGUGGAGCUGCGACGUCAUUUCCCAGGCUCGUUAAUGUCAGUGAACCCAGGUGUGGCUCGCUGGGUUAAAGAGCUCUUUUGCCUUAAUGAGAGGGUGGUGCUCCGUGGCCAAUGGCAGCAUGGCUUCUUCUCUUUAACAGCGGUGGGAGCUACUAACGUGGGCUCCAUCAGGGUCUACUUUGAUCAGGAGCUACGAACAAACACUCCUCGCUACAGUAAAGGCUCAUUUCACGAUCGCAGCUACGUUGCCAUGGGUGACCAGGUGAAGCCGGCUGCAGGGAAAGGGGGUGUGGCUUUGCACAAAGGAGAGCCAGUGGGGGAGUUUAACCUGGGCUCCACCAUCGUUCUGCUGUUCGAAGCUCCCAGAGAUUUCACCUUCAGCCUGCAGCCUGGACAGCGGAUCAGAAUGGGAGAGGGUCUUGGCAGCCUUUGAUUGGCUACUAAAAGCUAAGGGGUGUGGUCUGACAAACAGUGCAGUGCAGUGCAUUGUUGGAGUUCUUUAAUUAUCUGCAGACUCAGAGGAUGAAGCAUUAUGGAGGACAUUUAAAACAAAAGACAUGACAUGGACUCAAACUCCCAGGAUGCUUUGUGCCAAAAACUCUUUCUCUUCCUCUGAAUGUAUGUUCUGUCUCUCUCUGAUACACAGCGCCACCAAAUGGCCAAAUGUUUUUAAUUCAGAAACCUUUAGCCGUCUUGUCAUCAGUUUGAAGCAACUGAUUGGUAGAAAGCACUGUGACAUCAUCAGUGAACCUCUGAUUGAUGGGCUGAUAGCUAUAAACUUUGUGACUUUGUUUAUUUGGGUAAAUUAUGUAAGUGUAAAGAAUACAUUUAUACUUUGAGCAGAUCUGUCUUUGAAUCUCCAAAUCUUUGAAACAAAACAAAAAUUAAUUAAUUACAGACUUGAAUUCAAAAUGAAUCUGCUGAAACAUCAGAACCAGAAGAGUUUCAAGAAUCUCUUGUCGGCAGAAUAACUAAUAAAUAGUUCUGGUUAAAGUUCACAGGAAGACGUUGACCCUCACAUGAAACAGUAGAGCUCUGCACCGUUAGUGUGUUUAAUCCCACAGUGUCGCCUGUAAGGCUGGGUUUUUGCAGAACAUAGAGCGGCUUUCUUCAGACUGAAACCUGCAGGGCGAAGCCACCAUGUGACCAGCAGGCUGAUACCUGCAAUGCGGGGACUGUUCUUCACAGUUGGUUGGGAUGGAAAGUAGUAAAAGGAAGCCUCUCCCACCACCACUAGAUGGCGAUCUAUUGACUGCUGUGCUGCACAUCUAAUUAUAUCAGGAGUGUCCAAAGUCGGUCCCAGAGGGUCGGUGUCCUGUAUGUUUUAGAUAUUUCCUUGCUUUAAAACACCUUAUUUAGGUAAAAACAAAAGUCUGGUACUCAGCCAUAAAUGGAAACCAGGUGUGCUGAAGCAGCUAAACAUCUAAAACCAGCAGGACACCAGCUUUCAUGGACCAACUUUGGACACCCUCUGAAAAAAACAGUUCAGAUAUGAUUGGGAAGGCUGUUAGUCACUCAAGGUAACACCAUAGUUAUACACAUAAGGGUCUAACAAAAUAUAAACCCCAGAUAGCACUCAUCUUUGGAGAUCAUCCAGAUGGCAAUAUUCACUGGUGUUCUGCCAACAGUCAGAACCUUCCCUCCAGAGACUUGGAUCCAAACAGAGGGGACUCUCACCUACAAAGGAAAUCUCCAACACUGAGAUUUUCACAACUCCUUGGAUUAUUCGAUGACAGGAGUCACAGCUGUGUACAGAGGUGAGUGUCCAACUAUAUGUAGUUAGCAUCACUCAACCUCACACCAUCUCUGGCUCAUUCUCUGCUGGGAUAUUGUAUGUCUCCAAAGCCAGAUUAUGAUGCUGGGAAUCUGCCUGUCUAAGCCAUAUGACCUUGACGAUUCUACCUGCAGGUGCUGUGCCCUCAAAGUGGGAUACCUGUUGCUUUUUUGGGUUGAGUCUUGCCGAGCCUCAGGAGCCAAGGCUCCACCACCUGGUGCUUGGCGCUGGGCUACAGUAGGGUGACCUGGUCUCCCUGAUAUUUGGCAGGUUCUGUGUAUCUUCGAGAUCCUUGAAAUAUGCAGCAUGUGGGAACAAGUUGGGGACAGGGUUUCUCUAACCUAGCCAGUCAUGUAACUCUUCAUUGCCAGUAAUUUCUAUUUUAAUAAAACAGCUGCUUUAACCUAA